GAUUUGCGGAUUUGCUCCUACAACAAACAAAAGAUCGGGGCUAGCCGAGCUCAUUAUACUUUUGUCGAUCCGUCUACGCUAACGUUAUUUCUGACUUUGUUCCCAACGACGACCCGCUCCUCUGUCUUUUAAUUACUUUCUCAAUGUCCUGCACGGCGGGCGGUCUCCUUCUAGUGUGUAUAUUUGUGGCUUUGUGUCAGCUAAUGUCAACCUGAGCGUUUUCAGCAAACAGCUUUGCCGUUGCUGGCCAAGCUAAAAACGCGUUAGCCAGGUUAGCUCCUCGGCUAACUAGCUAGCUCUGGCUGGUUAGCUCCUCGGCUAACUAGCUAGCUCUGGCUGGCUCUCUGCGACCAGCGAAGCCAGUUAGCUGCUUCGCUUGCUAGCUAGCUUCGCUAAAACCUCCCUUUAAAAAAAAAAACUUGACACUGACUGACACAAGUGGCUCUGGCUUGUUGCUGACAAGCCAAUUUAUUAAAACUCGUGUCGUAGCCAUGUCUGGACAGUCGUCGGGCUGUGGGUUUCUAAUGUCGGUUGUUGUCCACGGAGACUCUACUUUGAACGAGCAGGAAAAGGAGCUCAACCAACGGCUCCGACGGCUCUAUCCGGCCGUUAAUGAAAGCGAGACUGCGCUCCCCCGGUCCUGGAGCCCGAAGGACAAGUUCAGCUACAUUGGGCUUUCUCAGAACAAUCUCCGUGUACACUAUAAAGGUAUGACCCAAAAGACACACUCCUGUUGUCUGCUGCGUGCCACUCACCCAUCCGCACUGGGGUAUUCUACUCUCCGAGUGAUCGCUAGUUCAAUGGAUGGCGUGUACAUGGGCAUCGGCCUCUCAGCUCAGGGUGUAAACAUGAACAGACUCCCAGGUUGGGACAAGCACUCAUACGGUUACCACGGAGACGACGGCCACUCCUUCUGCUCGUCUGGCACCGGGCAGCCGUAUGGGCCCACGUUUACAACGGGUGACGUGAUUGGCUGCUGUGUUAACCUCAUCAACAACACCUGCUUCUACACAAAGAAUGGCCACAGCCUAGGCAUCGCCUUCACAGACCUACCAGUCAACCUGUACCCGACCGUGGGCCUUCAGACUCCAGGGGAGGUCGUAGACGCAAACUUCGGCCAGCACCCCUUUGUGUUCGACAUUGGCUACAUGCGUGAGUGGAGGACUAAGAUCCAGGCCCAGAUCGACCGCUGCCCCAUCGGAGAGCGCGAGGGCGAGUGGCAGUCCAUGAUCCAGAAGAUGGUGGCGUCCUACCUGGUGCACCACAGCUACUGUGCCACGGCCGAAGCCUUCGCCAAAUCCACAGACCAGGCCGUGCACGAGGAGCUGGCCUCCAUCAAAAACCGACAGAAGAUCCAGAAGCUGGUGUUGUCGGGUAGAAUGGGCGAGGCCAUCGAGACCACCCAGCAGCUCUACCCCAACCUCCUGGAGAGGAACCCAGACCUUCUCUUCAUGCUCAAGGUGAGACAGUUCAUAGAGAUGGUGAACGGGACAGACAGUGAGGUGAGGUGUCUGGGAGGUCGCAGCCCAAAGUCUCAGGACAGUUACACCGGUUCCCCCCGGACCUUCAGCAGCCCGAGCCACAAAGCCAGCAGCUCCCAGCCCUACCUCCCAGGGGCCGACAGCAACUGCUGUAAUGGCGUAACGACCAAUAAGAACCACAGCUCCUCCCCCCACAGUCACAAGCCCUGCCCCCCCGGCUCUGGGUCCACCCCACCAGCGUCUGACGUCAGUCUCAACGGGAGCCGCAGCCAACAGCCCAUAACCAGCAGCGACGUGGACAUGGAGGUCGACCACUUCACCAACGGAGUGACGGAGUCCUCCUCCAAUGGUUUCCUCAACGGCAGCUCCAAACACGCCCCCGAGCCCGAAGACUGUGACGCAGACAUGGAGGUGGAGUCCGCUCAGUCCAAGCGGCAGCUGUGCGGCGGCAGCCAGGCGGCCAUCGAGAGAAUGAUCCACUUCGGCAGGGAGCUCCAGAGCAUGAGCGAACACCUCCGCCGCGAGUGCGGCAAGAACUCCGCCAACAAGAAGAUGCUCAAGGAUGCGUUCAGCCUGCUGGCCUACUCGGACCCCUGGAGCAGCCCAGUCGGCUACCAGCUGGAUGCCAUCCAGAGAGAGCCCGUCUGCUCCACUCUCAACAGUGCAAUAUUAGAGACUCACAACCUGCCCAAGCAGCCCCCCCUGGCCCAGGGUGGUCAGGCCGCCCAGUGCCUCUCCAUCAUGGCACGAACAGGCAGCUCCUGCGCCUUCGCCUCUGUGGACGAUUACCUGCACUAGCCCUAUGUACACACCACACACACCACACACACAACACACCACACACACACACACACACACACACACACACACACACACACACCACUCUGAGGGCCUGUCCAAAUGGCUUCUUCCACCUCCUCCAUCAGUGUAGUCCUAUUAGCUGAGGAGACUCAUCAAGCGGUAGUUAACCACCUCACUUGCUUCUUGUUCUGCUUUUGCUGAUCGGCUUGACGACCACCGGGGAGCGGGAGUCCUCUCUGGACAGCUCUUUCGACUGCUAACGCACACAACAUACAUUUAAAACACACACACACACACACACACACCACACACACACACACACACACACCACACACACACCACCUCCCUUUCCAUCGUAAAUAUGAAAAUACGCCUCCACCUUGGUUGCCGUCGCCUCCAGCCGUCCGAGGCAGGACCGCGGGGCGGGCGCCAACCAAGAGUAGCUGACUUGAAAAUACUCCAACUCGUGUGGACUCGCCGCAGAUACCAGGCCCCCGUAUGUCUGGGGGCAUCAAACCAGGGCGGACAGACUGACAAAAAAACAACAACAACAACCGUGGCUCCAUUAGAAAUGGAAAAAAUAAUAAGAAGAAGAAGAUAAAAAAGACGAGUGACCGCCAUCGCCGACCACCCUGUAAACCUGGCUCGUCAGGCAAGAUGUGCGCAUGCACACUCAUAACAGACGCAAACGCGGAGGCAGGCUGAUGCUGAAACCAGGAUUUGGAAAAGUCCGAACUCCGGCCAACGCUGUGCUCCCGUUAGAGAGCCUACCCCAACACCCCCCCCCCCCCCCCCCCACCCCACCUACCCCCUACGCCGACCUCCCUCCUCCACCCUCCACUCACUUCAGGACAUUGGCGAGAUUUGUGUGACGCAUGUGGACUCUGGACUUUUGGAGGAAGAAGCCAGAGAGAAACUACAGUCUCGACUCAACUCCACCCCCCCACCGUCCCCCCCAUUAACAGUUUUGUUUAGUUUUUUUCACGGGCCAAGUGGAGGGACUGGAGAGAGGUCAUUACCUGGCUUUUGUUUUUAGUUUUCCAGGUUUACAAGGCACGGUGCAGACGCCGCCACUUAUUAUUAUUAUUAUUAUUAUUAUUAUUAUUAUUCUUAUUAUUAUUAUUAUUAUCAUCAUCAUAUUAAUUAUUGUUACUUGCAUUCACAGUAUAUUUGUUGAGCGCCAGCAAGAGCGAGUUCCACUUACUAUAAUAAAGGUCCCGAUUCCACGGAUUACCAGUGACGAGCGUGUGUACAUGUUAACGUUUAUAUAUGAAUUUAACAAAAAUGGAACUAUAUCGAUAGAGUGAAAUAUUUAGUUAUCAAAUGAAAGGAAAUCAUUGAAAAAAACGACAACAACAACAAUCCUUUAAUGCUUUGUACCGACACCAGUGACUCCUGCAGCAUGCCGGUGGUUCCGAGUGUGCACCAGGUUUUAAUGUCCCCAGUUCCGUUGACUCCGGGGUUCCUACGCAGGUGGGAAGCCGAUUACAUUUAAUUACAUUUGACCCGUUCCACGUCUGUAAGAUUUGGAAAAACACAACUGCUCUGAAGUCCUAAAACUGAGGUUUUUGUUUUGUUGUUUUUGUUUUUUUUUAAUUGCACAUAUUGUGGUACUUACAGUGACGUAAUCUUUACUACAGCCUAGCUUAAUUUUGCAAAUUAAUGCGAACGAGUCUUCAGCCACUUCUGGACAAAGUCAGGAGUUUCUAAAAUGGAGACCCUGUGUAGGAACCCUGCGAUGAUCUCUGGCCCUAUUUUUACUUGUGUGACCCCCCCCCCCCCAACCCACAAACCCCAAACCCCCAGCUGCACAGCAAGUUUGAUGCAAACACUGUUAAUCUUUAUUUUCGUAUCGAUGUCUAUGCUAAUCCUUAACCCGCAAAGAACUCAGGAGCCAAAAUGUCCCUUUCCUCCGCCUCCUCUGUUUAAGAAUGGUCCUAACUAACCAAGCAGCCCCCCCCCCCCAGGAGGCCUCAAUUACAGUGCAACACAGAACAGAUUUUCAGACUCAAACUCGGACCAGAAACACAAGCAACAGCCAAACGUAGCUGCUAUAAGGCCAGCUUCUAAAUAAGAUGAAGUAAAACUGAAAUUUCAGUUCUUGACGCUUUUCGUGUAAGGAAAGAUAACAAAGCUGCAGACAUGUUUGCAUAAAUAUUUUUUUUUUUUUCUUCAAGCAUUCUUGGACAUAUUCUAGAAACGGUGUCUAAGCUUUAAGCAGCCUUUGAGUGGACGUUUCCGUUUUUGAUUGACAACUGAGAGCCGGCGUUGCUAGGCGACGCGCUGUCAACUUCUGUGGUGCGCUACUGACUGCGAGCUAUCACAGCCAUGUAGCUUCAAGGUUUAAAGUGAAAUAAGUUCAUUUUUCUUCCUUUUUUUUCCAAGUCUUUGUAUUCCAAUCGAAAAGUGGAAACUAGCUAGCUUGCUAACAAUUAGCGCUGAUUCCCGCUAGUUACUUUUCGAGACUUGCUGUCCCUCUUUAUGAUGGAUCUAAGUGGAAAAUGUUACAUGACCAGAGUGUCAUAAACUCCACACCAUGGAGUAGUCCUUGUUCUCAGCGCUUCCUGUGUUACGGCAGGAGUGACUAAUGUCCAGAGUAACGCAGCGUUCAGAUCACAGAUGGAACCGAGCCAGUGGUUACCAAACUUUACAACAUCACCCGUUCAUUUUCAUGAAGAAAUGUACAGUUUACAAAGUGAAAAUAACUCCAGGCCGGUCCUUACGGGACCUCAGCGUGUCUCUGUUCCCAGUAUGGGAACCACUGGACAAGGAAACGGCUAUUGAAGUGCCCCCCCCCCCCACCCCGGCUGUUUAACUGCCUGUUACUGUUGGAAUUGAAGCAAUGAUAUAAAAUAUAUAAGGGCCAGCUCACACAGAUGUCGUAUAAAACCGAUUUACUAGUCCCAACGUCAACGAUUGGUUCCAAAAAUUCACUAAUUCACACACAUUGUUGAAGAAAAAUAAGUAAAAACUUUAAAAACUUCUUCUUAACAAGGCAAACACCUAGGAUGUAUGAAGUAAUUUAUUUGCAAAAAACUAAUUUCAGUUUGCUUCAAGGUCCCAUGGCAUGAAAAAUGUCACUUUUAUGAGGUUUUUUUAACAUUAAUGUGAAUUCCCCCCCAGCCUGCCUAUGGUCCCCCCCAGGGGCUAGAAAUGGUGAUAGGUGUAAACCGAGCCCUGGGUAUCCUGCUCUGCCUUUGGAGAAAAUGAAAGCUCAGGUGGACUGAUCUGGAAUCUUGCCCCUUGUGAGGUCAUAAGAUACCUCAUACAGUACUAGGGGACCACUAAGGUCUAUAUAAAGAGCACGUGGUCAUGGGACCUUUUGCAAAUCGCACCACAGGCUGUAGGUGGAAGGUUUCUUUUAAUUACCUGCUUCAUGUAGUUCUACUAGAAUACGGGGUCAGUUUCAGCAAAUAUGACAGUUUUCUAAGUCUUUACCUACCGCAUCUUUAACUGUUGGGUUAGCAGAAAUGAAAUGUGUUGCUUGUUUUGUUUUGGGUUUGACCGAUCCAGCUCGUUAACCUUCGGUCGACCUUGACUCGGUGUUGCUCCCUGGAAGAGUUUCGCUGUCUGACGUUAAUAUUUUCUAAAGAAGCUGCUGUUGAAAUAGCGUUCAGGUGUGACGGGCCCUUAAUUUGCUCCUUUCCAACCGCCCAACAUCGCUCAGAGGUGAGCUUCCUCUUCCUCUUUUUGUCUUGAUGUUUUUCGAGGCCGUGUUUUUUAAAACACUGACUGGAUGGGGGGGGGGGGAUAAAACGAAAUUAACUCAGUAUUGUCAACACUGUGGCUACCACAUUUACAAAAAAAAGAACCAAAUAUUUUAGGAAGAUGACAUUGCAGCUGUGUUUUUGAAGCCUGUGACGAGGCGUUCGCUAGACACGACCUCCAUCUUUUCCUCUAGGUGGAACCGACCUGUUCUGUACUUCUGUUUUUUUUUUUUUUUUUUGUCGUUUUGUUUCUUUGAUUUUAUUUUUCCGAUCGCAAGCAGUCACGGCAUCCCUUUUUUUUUUAAGAACUUCUUAGACAAAGUGUCUGUCUGUUGUCUCUUUCUGAGUAAGGUCUGAAACCUAUGCAUGCCAUAGUAAAGUGGUGGUAAGAUCACGUUAGAUGUCUCUUAUUUUAUUCUUUUUGUUUCUCCUUCUUUUAGCCAGUUCACCGUGUAUAAGGAAGAUGUCAACCAGUAAGAUCUCGACUGCUGACUGUGUAUCCAUUGGGGGG
This is a messenger RNA of Etheostoma spectabile (orangethroat darter), 6500 nucleotides long. It is a transcript of the gene ranbp9, whose product is annotated as RAN binding protein 9. NCBI's taxonomy places the organism in Eukaryota, Metazoa, Chordata, Actinopteri, Perciformes, Percidae. The record is from RefSeq and is a predicted model, not a curated record. Gene Ontology annotation, molecular function: protein binding.